CUGUGCAUUAACAGAUAAUUACUGUUGCACACAUGAUGCAACAUAUUCCAGGCACCGGACCCGGCCAGCGGCGCAGGCGCUUUUACACCUAGCUCCAGAGGAGCCGCUUGAGAGGGAGAGGGUGAAGGCCGUGGCAUUGCAACCCGUGCAUGCGUUUGCGGUUGCACCGGUGCAAGCCGCGCUGCGGGGCGGCUGCAGGAAGGCGAUGCAGCGCCUGGGGACGGUGCAGCAGAAAAUCCCGUGCGCCUUCGCCACCGAGCUGCGGGACGAACCGAGCACCAAGCGGCCCGGCCAGGUCUUACAGUGGGGCCUGUGGUCAUUGGGCUGUUACUCACAAACCUGUGUUCAGUCAUACAGAGUGUUGGCCACUGGAGAGCUGAGUGUGAAGGCGUUGGCAGCAGAUAUCCACCGGGCGAUUGCCACUGAGAAAGUAGACGGCACCUGCUGCUACGUUGCCAAAUACAAAGAUUCGCCAUACCUCUGGGCACGACUGGAUCGAAAACCGACCAAACAAGCUGAGAAACGAUUCAGGAAGUUUCAGUCUUCAAAGUCGGGCUCUGAGUUCACUUGGAACUUCGGUGAAGACUUCCGGAAGGUUCCAGAGGCCUGGAUUCCGGCACACGGAGUGGCCCAGUCAGAGGGCUGCCCGCUGCCAGAUGAGAACGGACAUAUUCCCGGUUGGAUUCCAGUGGAGAAGGGAAGUAAACAGCACUGUUGGCAUCUCUCCUCUGUGAACUAUGAGACGGGAUCCACCCUGGUCUUGCGCCUGCACUCUGGGAAGAAUCUUCUAGAAAUUACCAUUGUUCCCUUAAUGGAGCUGCUUGAACGGACAUUGGAGCUCGUGGGAACUCACAUUAAUGGCAAUCCAUAUGGCCUCGGGAGCAAGAAGCGACCCCUCCACCUCCUGGUUUGCCAUGGGUCUCUGCCAAUCGAGAACCCGCCACGUCUUGAGCUGAUGGACAUGGCCGCCUGGUUCAAGGAGAGUGAGACUGCGAGGGUGGAAGGGAUUGUGUGGCACUGUGCGGCCGGCACCCUCGUUAAACUUCACCGAUAUCACCUUGGACUGGAGUGGCCGCUGCCAGACCCGUUCUUGGCCUCUCGCCCUGUGUCCAUUAACGUCGAUCUCACCAGCUUCCCGUGGGAUUUUGAAACCAAGUCUCCCUUCGUGUUCCUGGCGAGGCUUAACGGCAGGCGGUUUGACCGAGUGAAGGACAUCUCGUGGGAGGACGCUGAGAGUUGACGUGGAACCAACACGAUGGCCCAGGAAGGUUGGGUGAGAUGGUUGGCUGCUUCAAGCCUGGAUUGGUUUACAUGUACCUUGGGGACUAGAAUCACGAGGGACUGUUCUUCAUUCAUGGGGCGACUACCUGGUCUGUCUUUACGCUGAUACCUGUUGUUGCUGCCAUUGGGAAUGUUGAAGCAGUUUUGUUCUUGCAAGCACUGGAAUGGACAUCAGUGGCAUGUUGUUGCUGUGCUGAGGUGGCCAUGUGCAGUCGCUGAACCUCCCUCAACUAUUUCCUUGGCUCAUGAAUGUCAGCGGUUAAACAUGCUCCACGCCUCCGCAGAUAGGACUGGGAAAUCUGGGAGCUGUGUUUGAUCAUUUUAGUUUAGACCAGACUUCACUGCCUCAGUCUCACGGCAAAUUCCAAUGUGUAGGUUGCUGUUUGAGUGUUAAAAUGUUGUGAUAUGGUUGUGUUGCACAUGUUAAAAUUUGCUUGUGUUUAAUCCUCCCCUUGGCUUAUCACAUUUUAAACUUCAGUUUGACCAAGUGGCACGGUGGCGCAGCGCUAGAGUUACUGCCUCACAGCACCAGAGACCCGGGUUCAAUCCUGACUACGGGUCCUGUCAGUACAGAGUUUUUACGUUCUCCCGUGACCACGUGCGUUUCCUCCCACAUCCCAAAGACGUGCAGGUUUGCAGGUUAAUAGGCUUCUGUAAAUUGUCCCUAGUGUGUAGGAUAAAACUUGUGUACGGGGUGAGCGGGGUUCUCUGGCGAUGUAAGGCGACAGCUCUAGCGAUUGAUUUUUAUUUAUUUGGGAUGUGGUGUCGCUGGCAUCUCUGCCCUCCCUAGUUGCCCCCGAAGGUGCUGGUGGACCUCUCCGACCUCAACAGUCCAGCUUGCCCAGUGUGAUCAGUGUAGUGCAAUACAGGAAAACUGUGACUGUACACUCUAAACUUUUUAAAUCGCACUUUGCAAUGUCUUAAGGAUGAGAAAAGCAUUAAACAAACCUGUGUCUUUGAAUAA
Amblyraja radiata (thorny skate) is the source of this 2245-nucleotide messenger RNA. RefSeq names its product RNA 5'-phosphate and 3'-OH ligase 1 (gene rlig1). Gene Ontology annotation, biological process: response to reactive oxygen species. The record is from RefSeq and is a predicted model, not a curated record. Lineage: Eukaryota; Metazoa; Chordata; Chondrichthyes; Rajiformes; Rajidae. The coding region runs from base 206 to 1240 and encodes 344 amino acids. The transcript is spliced from 7 exons. Gene Ontology annotation, molecular function: RNA ligase (ATP) activity.